Triplophysa rosa is the source of this 1788-nucleotide messenger RNA. It is a transcript of the gene scamp2l, whose product is annotated as secretory carrier membrane protein 2, like. Gene Ontology annotation, cellular component: recycling endosome membrane; trans-Golgi network membrane. The record is from RefSeq and is a predicted model, not a curated record. Gene Ontology annotation, biological process: protein transport. The transcript is spliced from 9 exons. Lineage: Eukaryota; Metazoa; Chordata; Actinopteri; Cypriniformes; Nemacheilidae. Bases 96 to 1160 code for a protein of 354 amino acids.
UACUGGUGGCAUCCGAACUCGAGCAGUAUCGGUUUCAGUGGGCGUAAUGUGAGCUCAAUAGCCCUGCCGUGACGUAAGGACUGAAUCUAUCACGCAUGCGCAGUGCGGCGUGUGCGCUCAGGGAGAUACGAGAGACGGCACGGCAGGUACAGCGAACACCAGCACACCUGUACCUACAGACAGGCACAAUGUCCGGAUUUGACAACAACCCCUUUGCCGAGCCAGUGGAGGUCAAUCCUUUUCAGGAUCCAUCAGUAACUCAGGUGACCGACACUUCUGCUGAUGGAAUAGGAGAGUUUAACCCCUUCACUGCCAGUUCUCUGGACGGCCGCACCAUUCCCAUCACAACCACCCAACCAGCCGUCCUACAGACAACAGUAGAGUCCAGUCCACAGGCCAGUGUAGCUGCAGGACAAGCUGAACUUCUCCGUCAGCAAGCGGAGCUGGAAAAGAAGGCCGCGGAGCUGGAGCGCAAAGAGCAAGAGCUUCGAGAUCGAGAUACUUCACAAGGUAAACAAAACAACUGGCCUCCAUUGCCAAGGUUCUUCCCGAUAAAGCCAUGCUUCUAUCAGGACUUCAAUGAAGAAAUCCCUGUGGAUUUUCAGAGGGUUUGCAAGAUGAUGUACUACCUCUGGAUGUACCACAGCGUGACGCUGUUCCUCAACCUGCUGGCCUGUCUGGCUUACUUCACCGUAUAUCCUCAAAAUGGAGUGGACUUCGGACUGUCAAUCCUCUGGUUUAUUCUGUUCACUCCUGGCGCUUUCCUCUGCUGGUACCGACCCGUUUACAAGGCCUUCAGAUCUGACAGCUCCUUCAGUUUCUUCUUUUUCUUCUUCAUUUUCUCAUUCCAAGUGAUAGUGUACAUCAUUCAGAGUGUUGGGAUCCCCAGCUGGGGAAACAGUGGCUGGAUCACAGCCAUCGCUGCGUUCGGGACAAACAUCGCUGUGUCAGUGUUCAUGAUGGUAGUGGCGGGAUUCUUCACUGCUAACGCUGUGCUCUCGGUCAUCUUGCUGAAAAUGGUUCACUCUAUGUACAGGCGAACGGGUGCGAGCUUCCAGAAAGCCCAGGAGGAGUUUUCUCAGGGGGUGGUUACUAACCGAACCUUCCAGAGCGCCGCAGCUACGGCGGCUUCUUCGGCUGUACGCGGAACUUUGCACUAGCAUCCCCAAACACUGAAGACCCUCAAUACUUCACCAAUGCACGAGUUUCACAGAACAGUCGGCUUUUGUGGCUUCCUUAAACUUUCCACGCAGAAGGUUUAUCUGGUGCAAUAUAAUGAUUGUGUUACUGAAAAUGAAGAUUUACCUGUCUGUCCAUCUGUGAGGCUGACACUACGAUUACAGAUUUUACAUGAAGUUGGUUACUUUAUAGUUAAAUUCGUGUUUCAAAGGCACGAUUUCUGAUAUAAAUGUAUAAAGUUGAAUAAUUGUAGUUUUUGUCUCUUCUGUAUGUAUUUGUGGUGAAGAUUGUUUUUGGUACCGUAGUUACAUGUCAUUAUUGGUAAUAGUUUUGUUUCCUAACAGAAGCUUAGCAUUUGGUGGCCUUGCUUUAUUAGUUACAAAAAGUAUUUAGAACGAUUCUUCUGAUUGAACAAUAGUACUGUUGUGCUGAAAUAUAUGUUUGCUUCUUCAUGUUACAGUCUUGUUAUAUUGAUGUGCUGGUAUUGCAGUGUUCUUAACUAUGAACAAAAAUUGUACAUAUUUAUAAACUGAGAUUUUAUUUCGUCGUGGCAGAUUUGGUUGGACUGCUCAUGUUUUACAAUUUAUUGAAUAAAACAGAUUCUGGGUA